This is a messenger RNA of Eucalyptus grandis, 3542 nucleotides long. RefSeq names its product probable disease resistance protein At1g61300. Bases 549 to 3278 code for a protein of 909 amino acids. The record is from RefSeq and is a predicted model, not a curated record. Gene Ontology annotation, molecular function: protein binding; ADP binding. NCBI's taxonomy places the organism in Eukaryota, Viridiplantae, Streptophyta, Magnoliopsida, Myrtales, Myrtaceae. The transcript is spliced from 2 exons.
AGUACGAGAGCGAUAUCAACGAGAGGACAUGAGUUGAAUUUUGGGAGCUUUGGGACUGCGUCCUUCGAGUGGAAGGACGGUCGUAUCAUCCCCAUUCAUGAUGGUUUUGGGGUGUAACAGAAACAAGAGGAUAUACUCUUAAAAGUUCUAGUCGAUUUUGCAACAACAAGGUCCUCUUCAUCGCGGCAUAAAUCAAGCUGGUCAUCUUGACUUGGAGUGAUUGAUUCAUCAGAGGGCUGCAGAGGGUGCUUCUAAAAGGGACUAGUCAGGAUACCUUCAUUCCCUUUUUUCUUGGCUCAAGCUUUUGUGGAUUGCAUUUCUGAACGGUGAGAUUCUUCGCAGCUCGACCUAGACGAAGAAACAAGAAGAAGAAAAAUUGUUCCAUUUCUCUUCUCGAAGUAAAGAAAAGGUUCCGAAAUUCUUUCCUUUGUCUGCUAGCUGGAAUUAUCGAGAUAUACACAGCAGAGCUUAUCGAACUCCACCCAUUCGCUCCUUUUCCAACCCAUCUAAAUAGUCGACUUUCCGAUCUGUUAUCUCCGAAAGAAUCUAUGGAACUCGCAGGUCCUCUUUUAGAAACCGUCAAAGGUUUAUGGGGCUUGGCCAGUAAACCCGUGGGCUACAUUUAUAAUCUGAAAGAUAACGUCCGCUUAUUGGAUGAAAAAAAUAAAACCCUGAAGUCUAUGAGCGGAGAUGUGAAGACGAAGGUGGAAUGCGAAGAAGUAGAAGCACAUGUGGGGCCCACGAAACAGGUGGAGGACUGGUUAGGCAGGGUGCAAAAGUUUUUCGGUGAAGUAGAUCAAAUUCUUCGAGAAGCCAGGGAACGUGACGAAAUCAAAUGUCUCAGUCGUUGGCUUCCUCGGAACUGUUGGUCAAGUUAUAAAUUGGGGAAAAGAGUUGAUCAAUUGCUCAAUGAAAUGAGACAGCUCCAAAAUGAGAGAGAAAAAUUUAUAGACCUCACGUCACCGUUGCCUCCUCCUCCAGUGCUCAAGAAGCCUAUGGACAAGCCCGUGGGGCUUGAUUUUUCUCCUAAUAAAGUGUUGAAAUGGCUCGUGGAUGAAAAACAAGUAGGAGUGAUUGGGUUGUAUGGAACGGGCGGUGUGGGUAAGACAACCUUCAUGAAAAGGAUCAAUGAGGAGCUUUCGCAUGCAAAUCACAAAUUCGAUGUCGUUAUUUGGGUGGUGGUUUCAAGACAAGUGAAUGAAGAUAGCAUUCAAGAUGCCAUAAGGAAAAGGCUGAACAUUACAGAUGAGAGCUGGGGAAGAUGGACCCAAGAUGAUAGGAUCAAUCAUUUGUUGAAACGUUUGACCAAUAAGAAGUUUGUGUUGUUGAUUGAUGAUGUUUGGGAGAGGCUGGACCUUUCCAAAAUCGGAGUUCCUCCUCCUAGUUUCGAGAAUGGGUCCAAAGUAGUAUUCACUACUCGGUCAGAGCAAGUAUGCUACCAAAUGCAAGCCGACAAAAUCCUCGAAGUACAGUGCUUGAACUUCAAAGAAGCCUUGGCAUUAUUUGAGAACAACGUCGGCAAAUCGACUAUAGAUUCUCAUCCAGAUAUUCUAGAGCUGGCAAAGGACAUUGUGCAAGAGUGCAAAGGGCUACCAUUAGCCCUUAUAACAGUUGGGCGAGCCAUGGCCGGCAGAAAGAAGCCCUCUGAGUGGAAGGGUGCGCUAGGAACGCUCAAGAAUAUUCCAUACAAACUGUCAGGUAUGGUGGAGGAUGUGUACCACAUACUAGAGUUCAGUUAUAUUAGCUUAAAUGACUCUACCGAUCAACUUUGCUUCCUUUACUGUUGUCUCUUCCCUGAGGAUUACCACAUAGGAUCACGUGACCUUAUUGAACUCUGGAUUGGAGAGGGCUUGCUAGGAGACACCAAUGAUGUAUACAAUAUGCGGGAGAAGGGGGAGUAUAUCUUGGGGAGCUUAAAGAUGGCUUGUCUAUUGGAAAGUGGGCGUGAUGAUGAUGAGGAAGAGUAUGUAAAGAUGCACGACGUUAUCCGCGACAUGGCGAUCUGGAUCGCUUGUGACCACGGGAAAAAUGAGAACAAGUUGCUAGUGAUAGAGAAUGAAGAAGAUAUGUCCACAAAAGGGAUGUCCAAAUGGGGGGAAGCGGAGAAAGUAUCUCUAUGGGGAAAAUGGAUUUCGAAUAUCCACCAAGCACCACUUGGGUGUUCCCAGCUCAGAACUUUGAUUGUAAGGGAAACUAAAGUGAGUGUCUUGCCAGGAGGAUUUUUCGAGUCGAUGGCGGCUUGUUUGACGGUCCUUGACCUGUCUGACAAUGACAAUAUCAAGUCAUUCCCCGAAGGGAUUUGCAAUUUGAUUAGCCUACAAUACUUGAACUUGUCACGCACUUGUAUCAGAGAGUUGCCCAAGGAAAUCAGCAACUUGACUUGUUUACAGUGGUUGCUGCUAUACUAUAUGAAGAAGCGCAUCCUAAUUCCGAUAGGGGCAAUUGCAAGCUUACCGUUGAAUGUGUUCAGCAUGUGGGGAUCGAGUCUAGAGAAUGAAGAGGAGGUGGUGGAGGAACUAGGGCGCAUGCAAGGUCUCACAGAUUUAUCUAUCAAGGUGAACAAAUCUUCCUCUGCCCUAAAAAUAUUCCAAUCCUUUCAGAGAUGCAUAAGGAGAGUAGGUAUCGAGAAUUGCGAGGGCUUGACCCACAUCCCAAUAAGUCACUCAUUAAAAGAGAGCGACAAUUUCUCGCAUUUAGAGGUGCUUCAUUUAUACGAUUGCCAUAUGCUCGUGAAGAUGGAGAUUAAUCAAGGGAUAGGACAAGCGCCCAAGAGCUAUUGCUUCCCCAGCCUCGUUGAGGUUAGUGUCUCCAAUUGCGGAUUUUUGGACUUGUCCUGGCUUGUGCACACUCCGAAACUCCAAAGUUUGAUAGUCUGGCGCUGUCAUUCGAUGGAUAAAAUAAUCGGGGAUGGAAUUGCAAGAGAGGAAUUAGCUGCUUCAGGACUCUUCUCACGUCUCAAAUUCCUAGGCGUCUCCGCUCUUCCAAAACUAAGGAGCAUUUGCGACCACGCUCUACUUUUCCCUCAAGGGGUGGAGUUCCUCAUAAUGGACUGUCUUGGUCUUAGAAAGUUACCGUUGGACUCGAACGGAAUGAGGGGAAGCUUCUCGAUCGAAGCGGAAAAAGGCUGGUGGGAGGAGUUCGAGUGGGACCCAGCCGCCCGGGUCACUUUCCAAUGGCCUGGUGUGGGUCCCGUAGAGGAAAUGACAUAUGGAGAGGCAGCACGUAAAAUCAAAGAUGAUAAGUACUUCAACUUCGCCAAGCUGGAAUUCCUAGCCUAGGGAGAGGAGUGAGCGAGGUGGGGUCUUUCUUUUAUUUUAUUGAGGGAAGAGGGAGAGAGGGAGAGAGGGAGAGAGGGGAGGUUGAUGAGUGUAAAAUACUAAUUAAUUAUUAUUGUUAGAACAGAGUUGAGUUCCGUUUGGGGUUUGGGGAGCAGGGUCUCUUUCCAUUCCAUUCCAUAGCUUUUUAUGUAUUCUCUUCUCUGUUGGCAUCCCUCCUACGUGACGUCUGGGGGCGUAAAAUGAAAGAUGAGUUCUGUUUGCACU